CCCUCUCUGUCAAUCCCUCCACUGGCUUCCAAUCAGUGUCCUCCACCCCUCUCUGCCAAUCCCUCCACUGACCUCCAUUCAUGUCCUCCAUCCCUCUCUGCCAAUCUCUCCACUGACCUCCACUCAGUGUCCUCCACCCCUCUCUGCCAGUCCCUCCACUGGCCUCCACUCAGUGUCCUCCAUCCCUCUCUGCCAAUCUCUCCACUGACCUCCACUCAUCCCUCCUUUGGCCUCCAUUCAGUGUCCUCCAUCCCUCUCUGCCAAUCCCUCCACUGGCCUCCAUUCAGUGUCCUCCAUCCCUCUCUGCCAAUGCCUCCACUCAGUGCCCUCCAUCCCUCUCUGCCAAUCCCUCCACUGACCUCUACUCAGUGUCCUCCACCCCUCUCUGCCAAUCCCUCCACUGACCUCCACCCCUCUCUGCCAAUUCCUCCACUGGCUUCCACUCAGUGUCCUCCAUCCCUCUCUGCCAGUCCCUCCACUGGC
Messenger RNA from Staurois parvus, 483 nucleotides. The record is from the annotation of a GenBank genome assembly. Lineage: Eukaryota; Metazoa; Chordata; Amphibia; Anura; Ranidae.